AUGGUGGAGGGUCUGGGUGGGCAUCUGGCCUCGGUGGCGGCUCCGGUUCGGGACGUAGACCCCGCUCCGCUCGCUGAUCCCUCAGCUUCCGUGGAAACGGACCGUGGAUCGUUGCCGGAGGCCUUGGACCGCAGACAGUCGCUGGAGGCUCUGGACUGCAGACAGUCGCUGAAGGCUCUGGACCGCAGACCGUCGCUGGAGGCUCUGGACCGCAGUCCGUCGCUAGAGGCUCUGGACCGCAGACCGUCGCUAGAGGCUCUGGACCGCAGACCGUCGCUAGAGGCUCUGGACCGCGGACCGUCGCUGGAGGCUCUGGACCGCGGACCGUCGCUGGAGGCUCUGGACUGGCUGGGUGAAUCUUGGACAAAUAGAUUAAUAAUACUUGUUUUUACCCUCCUGGGAUUUAUUUUGACAAUUGUUCUUAAUUUGACCUUGAUUGUGAUUAUAAUUUUACACAGAACUCUCCAUGAGCCCAUGUAUAUUUUCUUGUGUAACUUGUGCAUUAACGGGCUGUAUGGAUCCACUGGUUUCUACCCUGCAUUCUUGUAUACACUGACAGGAUCAAAUAUGAUCUCACUCAGUAACUGUGUUCUCCAGAUAUUUGUGAUCAUGACAUAUUCCUUAUGUGAAUUUACUAAUUUAACUGUGAUGGCUCUUGACAGGUACAUGGCAAUAUGUAGACCUCUGCAUUAUCAAACUCUCAUGACAAGAGUAACCAUCUGCAAGUUGCUCAUUUUCAUUUGGCUGUUUCCCUGUGGUACAACAGGAGUGUCCAUUUCAAUAAUGCUCAGGUAUCCUCUUUGUGGAUCACACAUAGACCGACUCUUUUGUCAAAACUGGGCAUUGAUAGAAAGACUUGCUUGCCAAGAGGACCUUGUUAAACAUAUUGUCAAUGGGUCUUUCUUUGUGUGGUUUAAUUUACUGGUAGCAUUUCUUAUUUUCUCAUAUGUCAAAAUUAUUGUUGCUUGUUGGCAUUCCCCAAAAAAUCAACACAAAUUUAUGUCUACUUGUUCGCCUCAUUUAAUAGCCCUUGUCAACUUUAUUAUUUUAACAAUAUUUGAUGCUAUGGACUCUCUGUUUGGAUCCAGGGAUGGUCCAAAGGUAUUAGGAAAGCAUGUCAUCCCUCCAUUUAUCAACCCCAUUAUAUAUGGUGUCAAACUAACUCCUAUCAGGACCCAGAUAAAAAAAACAUUUUCAGCAGAUACAGAGACUCCUGCGCUAUGGGACAUGAUGAAGGAGGUCUGGACUUCCUGGACAUACGCCUCACCAAAUCAGUUGUGCACUGGGGUCAAUGCUCUGCCUGACCAGAAAGCAAAGACCACCAUCAACGCCAUCACAAGGGGGAUGUACAGCAGGUUUGACGCUGCAGAGUCCAUUCACAGCGACCAAGGCAGAAACUUUGAGUCCUUUAGUGAUGGCCUCAUGGAGCAUUUCAACAAAACGCUGGCCAUCAUCUCUGCCAGAUACCAGCGUGACUGGGACAAGCACCUGCCCAUGGUCCUCAUGGCAUGCUGCACCGCUGUCCAAGACUACACCUCCUGCAUGCCUGCCUUACUCAUGCUGGGGAGAGAGAUCCACACUCCUGCAGAGAUGGCAUUUGGGCCGACCCCCUGA
This is a messenger RNA of Oncorhynchus masou masou (cherry salmon), 1614 nucleotides long. Its product is annotated as olfactory receptor 2G3-like. Gene Ontology annotation, cellular component: membrane. NCBI's taxonomy places the organism in Eukaryota, Metazoa, Chordata, Actinopteri, Salmoniformes, Salmonidae. Gene Ontology annotation, molecular function: G protein-coupled receptor activity; odorant binding; olfactory receptor activity. Gene Ontology annotation, biological process: G protein-coupled receptor signaling pathway; detection of chemical stimulus involved in sensory perception of smell. The record is from RefSeq and is a predicted model, not a curated record.